Molecule: messenger RNA, 3327 nt
Organism: Ustilago hordei
Lineage: Eukaryota; Fungi; Basidiomycota; Ustilaginomycetes; Ustilaginales; Ustilaginaceae
Exons: 2
Coding region: 1-3327 (1108 amino acids)
Biological process (GO): DNA-templated transcription; regulation of DNA-templated transcription
Molecular function (GO): zinc ion binding; DNA binding; DNA-binding transcription factor activity, RNA polymerase II-specific
Source: RefSeq, a predicted model, not a curated record
AUGGACAGGCCGCCUUACUACGCCGAUCUGGGCGGUUCGGCUCCUCCUCCUCGUUCCUCUGCUCCCAGAGGAGAGGAAAAUCCGCGAAGAGGAAUGGACCGUUUGCCUCCCGUUCUGCCUUCCAGCCACUCUUUACCAAAGCUUCCGAUGGCAAGAUCAAACGAGCUGCCUCCUCUAGCUCAUACCCGAUUGCCUCCCAUCAAGGAUUCGAACACGUCUCACUACGCUUCGCAUCGUCCCUACCCUUCCAUGUCAGAUCGACCUGCCUAUGAUUAUGUUCGUCGUCCAAGCUCGCCCUCCUCAGUCCCUGUCGGUAUGGUCUCUGUUGACUACAUCCAUACCCGUCGCUCGCCCGGAGAGAGUGGGCCUCCCUCCUACUAUGACUCGCAUAUGCGUCAUCCCGACUCCUACCGUCACGAACCGAUGACAGGCCACGCGUCGUCACACAUGCCCCAUCACCAUAUCCAUUACGACGUGCCGCCAACCCAUAUCCGCCAUUUCUCCGAGGUGGAGCCCGUCACUACUGCAACUCCCAUCAAGCGACCUCGUGUUUCGCUCGCAUGUCUCGCGUGCCGUAACCGGAAAUCGCGCUGCGACGGUGUCCGCCCUACUUGCAAGACCUGCGCCAACAUGAAGAUCGAAUGCAAAUGGCCAGAAGUCGACUUUCGUCGUGCCAAGACAGGAGAUGCUGCCAAAGCACGAAAGAGGAGUCCCGUCGGUGCUUCGUCUCAACGCUCUCCCGAAUCGGUCGAGCAAAAGCCUCUCGACCUGGCUGAGCAUGCAGUUGCCGACGUCUAUGGUCGCUCAGCUGGCGAAAGAGGCCCUGUAAGUGGGCUGCCGCCCUCUCAAUCCAUGCCACACGUGGCAAUGAGCUCGAGCUCGCUCCCUCACAGCUCUGCUAUGGCCUCGAGUCCCAUUAUGGGUCGUGCGAAUCGCUAUCGGACCAAUUCUGAUGGCGAUCGACACGCUCGUCACGCCGAGUCAGCCAUGCCAGCAAGCCGCAGCCCUUCUGAGCGUCACUUGCAUCCCCACUAUGCUCACGAGAGCCGCUCAGAAACGUACGGAAGGCCAGAAUCUCAUGGUCGUCCCUACAGCUCAGCCGGUGUUCCAUCAUCCCGACACGAUUCGUCUCCAUCUUGGAUGCGCGACGACAGAGCCGAGCCUCAUCCCCAAGAUCGUCGUUUGGCGCGGGAAGCACAGCAAAGCCGACCCAUGCGAUCAAUGCCAGAGUCUCGAGGUCCACGUAUCAACGCAACUGCCACUUACUGCAAGAAGAGAGCCUUGGAGAUCGCCGUUCUCGGUCGUCCACCCACCGACGCCCAACGCAUUGCUGUCGAGGCCUACAUGAGUCAAGAGGAUACUUUGGAAGAUCUUGCUGAGAGAAGCACAGCCGGUGAGCGUCUCGAUCGCGCCUUUGCCGCUGACUGGGAUAUCGUUGGUGGCCUCUCGCACGCGGCCCGACGCCCCUUUAUGGACGUUGCAGCUGGCAUUGUCGGCAUGGUCGAGCUCUUUGCUGCAGAUGCUCAACACAGUCCCAAUCGCUCACCUGCAGAUGCCGUUGCCCAACUGCACAUCUUCAGACUUCGAAACAGUCCACCUACGCAGCCGGACUUGCGCCACAUGAGCAUCGCCAUGGAUCUUGCUCGACACGAAGAGCGCGAGAUGCUCGAGUCAGCCUCAUCCGAAUACGACUCUCUAAGCUAUCCCAUCCCCGUGGACCAACUGUCUUUGCCGCUGAUCAACAGCAUUCAGCGGCGAGCCUUGGCCAGAGAAAAGGCAAAGGCCGACAAAAACUCCAAGCCAAACCAGGUUGCCCCUUCCAACUGGUCGCCUGUUCAUUCAUCUUCACUGCCGCCAGCCGCCGUCAUCCCGUUCGUGCGUCAACAAGAUGUCAUGCCUCCCAAGCCUCUCCUCGAGCUCUUCUUCCAAGUUUAUGUCAAUGCUGUGGGCGAGCAGAUGCCCGGCCUCGACACCGAAGCCAUCGGCAGUCGCAUCCAAGACGGCUCUAUCUCGGCGUUGUUGGCCAAUGCUCUUUGCGCUAUCGGUGCCAGCUUUUACGAACGUGAUGGCCUGCGCCCUCCUAGUGCUGAUGCGCUCAGCAGCAAGGUCUACAGUGAGCGAGCGCGCGCUCUGAUUGGUGGCGCGCUGCAGAAUCCUCACCUCGAAGCGAUUUUGGCUCUUGGUGUAAUGGCGAUCCGAGACAUUCUCAUGGGUCAGAUGGUUUCCGCAGCGGCUAUCACAUCGUCCGCAGUGCGUCUCUGCAUGCAGCUGGAUUUGCACCGCGCUCGACCUGCCCAGCACCGACAGCCAUCCCCCGCGUUUGAGGCAGCACCACGUUCCGCACCGGAGAGCGAACAUGGUGGCAGGGCGCAGAAGCUGAUCGCUGACGACGUCUUCUGGAUGACCUACUGUCUCGAUCGAAUCACAUCCAUCGCCACCGCCCGCCCUCUCAUCAUUAAGGAUCACGACAUCGAUACCAUCUUCCCGGCCACGAUGCGAAAGGGAGAGCCUUGUAUCUUUGCAGCCCUCGUUCGACAGCUGCAUUACCUGGGCCGUCUAGCUGAGGUAGCGCUUUCGACGAACGGAGGAGCAGCUGUUGGCGGAGGCUCAGGCGCUGAACGAGAGCGAGCCCGCGAAACGGAGAUCGCAGCUAUUGGAGCUGAUCUUGUUAGUCAAUACGAGUCACUUCCCUCCGUGCUUCAGCUCGGAUCAGCCAACCUCAGAAGAGCACACGAAAAGGGCGAGUCGAUCUCGUUCCUCCAGCUCCAUCUCACACACAACAUGGCCCUUCUCCACCGCUUUUUGCUUUCAGAAGCACCCAUGACUAACACAGAGUACGAUGCUAUGCGCUCAGCUGCUCGCGAAACAGGCGAGAUCUGCAUGCUCGGAGAAGCGGUCGACUCGAACAUGCUCGCCGACACGCCUCUCUCUGCGGUUGCUUGCUUCCUCGCUGCUUGCACCUCUCUCGCCGAAAUCGAGGUUUUACAAGAAGCCACCCAGUCAGCAUCCACAGCACAACUCGAAUCGGCAAGAUCUAACUUUGACAAGCUUAUGGAUACUCUUGUUCGACACAGCCAGUUUUGGCCUGUUGCGCGCAACUUUGUCCAGGUAUUAGAGACCCAGAUGGCACGUGGAGCUGCAGAGGCGACUAUUUCGCCUGCAAUUGUCACUGCGGUUGUGUCGCAGGUCCAAGCGAUCCACAUUUUGGUGCGUCGACCUGGCGAAGCAAGCGAGAGACAGAGAGAGGCGGCAAGUGAGACGCCUGUUCAGGUUCGCAAAGUGAACGACUUGGGGGCGUUGCGCGGUAUUUUCCCUCACUUGUGCUGA